GAAAAAGAAAAGCAAAAAGAAAAAAAUUAAAGAAAAAAAUAAAAAUAAAAAUUGCAAAUUCUUUUAAUUAUCAUUCAUUAUUUAUUAUUGAAUUAAUCAUUAUUGUUAUGUUAUGGAUGAACCAAUACAUAAUCAUAUUAUGGAUGAAUCAAAUAAUUUACCAUUUAGUAAAAGUGAAGUAACAUUUUUAGUGAUUCUAUUUGCAGCAGUUAUCAUAUUAGCUGUAGUUGGUAAUACAAUUGUAUGUAUAUUAUUACGUUUUCAUUAUUGUAAUCUAUUUAAAUGUUUUACAAAUACAUUAGGAUGUAAAAAGAAAUCUACAUUAUCUAAAUCAGCUCAUCAUCAUCAUCAUCAUCAUCGUCAUAAUACUAAUAAUAACAAUAUUGAUCCAUGGGUUGAUGAAUGUCCAAGUAGUCAACAUGAAUGUAGUUGUGGUAAAACAUGUAUUGUACAAAAUACACAUCGUUAUGUUAUAUUUAAAUCAAUGCAUAAACAAUAUGAACAAGGUACAAGUGGUGGAAAUUAUGCUGGAUCUAUUACUGUAGCUAAUAAUAUAUCAUUAUUAUCAAAUGAAAAACGAACUAAUUUAAUAACAAAACAUAAAUGGAAAACAAAUAAUUAUUUAAGAGGAAUGCGUACAUCAAGUAUAACAAGUUUAUUUUUAUUUAAUCUUAGUUUAGCUGAUAUACUUAUGGCUGUAUUAUGUAUACCAAUAAAUGUUAUCACAGAAAUUAUUUAUUUAUGGUGGCCAUUUGGUGAAACAUUAUGUAAAAUUGUACCAUAUGCACAAGGUGUUAGUGUAUUUGUUAGUGCAUUAACACAUGUACUUAUAUCAUGGGAUAGAUUUAUUUUAGUAUAUUUUCCAUUAAAACCAAGAAUGACACAACGUAAAGCAAUUUAUUUAUUAAUUAUUGUAUGGAUAUUAGCAUUAAUUAUACCAUUACCAGUACCUAUUAUAAAUAAAACAAUAAAACGUGAUAAUGAAACAUUUUGUAUAGAAGAUUGGAGUUUAUUAUCAUCAUCAUCAUCAUCAUCAUCUAUUCAAACAAUAAAUAUAAAUAAUUUUACAAAUCUAGAACAAAUUAAAAAUGAAAUUACAAUACAAUUUAAUAAUAAAACAAUUAUAUUACAAAUUGAUGUUAUUUAUACAAUAUUAUUAAUGAUAUUACAAUAUUUUUUACCAUUAGGUAUGAUUUGUGGAACAUAUACAGCUAUAGGUAUUAAAGUUAUACGUUUACAAACACCUGGUGAAAGAGAUAAUGCAAGAGAUCAAAAAUUAACUAGAGCUAAACGAAAGAUGGUGAAAAUGUUAACAUUAGUAGCAUUAAUGUAUGGUUUAUCACAAUUACCAAGGCAUACAAUUUAUUUACAUGGAUUAAUUAAUCGUGACUUUUGGUUUAAAUCAUAUUCAAUUAAAGCAUGGGCUGCAGCAAAUUUUGCUCGGGAUUCAUCCACAUGUUAUAAUCCAUUUAUAUAUGCAUGGAUAAAUAAAAAUUUUCGACAAGAUAUUUAUCAUUUAUUUUAUUCAUGCUUUUUAUCUUGUUUUAAAAUACGUUUACCUAAAUUAACACGUUCAACAACUAAAACAAAUUUGUUAACACGUAACAACAACAAUAAUAAUAAUAAUAAUAUACAAUUGCCAAUCAUUCGUAUGAAUCAACCAUCAUCUAUAAAUGAAGGCAAUUCAAAUUCUAUUCAUUAUUUCCCUAUAAAUCAUUCAACUACUCAUAGUGAAUUACAUAAUAAAUCAAAUAUAAAUUGUAUUUCAGAUGCUUAAAAAAAAAAGAAAUACAAUAUACUACUAACAAUAACCACCACCACCACCACACCAUCACCAACAGCAUCACCACCACCACCACCACCAUAACAACAACAACAUAUUCAAGAUAUUUAAGUGGUGUUAAUGAUGUAAAACUAUCGAGAUGGAUUAUGUUUAAAUCUAUAUUGUUGAUUCUAAAUAGAAAGAAAAAAGAAGUUAUAAUGUAUUUUAUAUACAUUUACAUGUACCAUUAUUACUAUCUAUUAAUUCAGUAUAAUAUUGUGAAAGAUUUAUGAUUAUGAUUCUAUAUAGAAAUGUCAUUUAUUUCAUGACAAAUAUGUUAAUAUUCUGUAUUAUUUUUUAUUUUAAAAUAUAUAAAUAUACUUUAUUA
Schistosoma margrebowiei is the source of this 2150-nucleotide messenger RNA. Lineage: Eukaryota; Metazoa; Platyhelminthes; Trematoda; Strigeidida; Schistosomatidae. The record is from the annotation of a GenBank genome assembly.